Messenger RNA from Scleropages formosus (Asian bonytongue), 4627 nucleotides. It is a transcript of the gene rfx5, whose product is annotated as regulatory factor X, 5. Gene Ontology annotation, biological process: regulation of transcription by RNA polymerase II. Gene Ontology annotation, molecular function: DNA-binding transcription factor activity, RNA polymerase II-specific; RNA polymerase II cis-regulatory region sequence-specific DNA binding. The transcript is spliced from 11 exons. Lineage: Eukaryota; Metazoa; Chordata; Actinopteri; Osteoglossiformes; Osteoglossidae. The record is from RefSeq and is a predicted model, not a curated record. Bases 498 to 2345 code for a protein of 615 amino acids.
UCGAUUAUAGUCACUGCGCAUGAAUAUGAACAUAAAUCUUCCGGAAAACAAAAACUAAUCUACGGGAGCCAAUCGGGUUUUUGUCGCUAAGGGGACUACACGGAAGAGUCUGUAACAUCGUUUCCGGGCAGAUCGGAACACAACACCAAAUCAGAAUAAAGUUUCGCAAGAAAAUAAAGCCAUGUAACCAAUCGGAUUAAAAUCAAAUUCUGUAUCCGAGUAGGAUGACACUGUGGAGCCAAUCAGAAUUGACUCUUCUCGGUAGUCAGGCAGACAUGACACAGUUGUCCAAUCAUAAAAAGAAAACAGAAGAGGAUUUUUGCUGUGUCUUUGAGUCAGGAUAAGUGCCUUGCUCAGAGGUACUACAGCAGGAGGUGAGAUUGAAACUUGCGUCCCUCCGAGUGCACGUCGGGAGCUCUAACCAUUACGCCACCUGCUGCCAGGCCCAGGUUCUCGGGGGCCCUGAAUGAGGUUGGGUGCAGCAACGUGCAGAAGCCAUGGCGGAAGAUGGCCUGCAGUCGGGGGCCCCCAGGAGGGCCAGCCUGGGUGCCGAGGAGGGCGACUCAGAACCCAGCAUGCUGCUCCAGAAGCUCAAGAGCAACAUCUCGAAGAACGUGCAGGUGAAAGUGGACGCGAUCCUGCAAGAUGUGCAGCGUUUCUCCGACAACGACAAGCUCUACCUGUACCUGCAGCUACCUUCUGGCCCUGGCACUGGGGAGAAGAGUAGCAGCACCGAUCCCUCCUCUUUCAGCAUGGCUGACCAGCUACACACCUGCAACUGGAUCCGCAGCCAUUUGGAGGAGCACGCAGACACCUGCCUGCCUAAGCAGGAUGUCUACGAAACGUACAAGAGACACUGUGACAACCUCCAUUAUCGGCCACUGAGUGCAGCCAACUUUGGCAAGAUUAUCCGAGACAUCUUCCCGAACAUCAAAGCACGGCGCCUUGGUGGGAGAGGACAGUCCAAAUACUGCUACAGUGGGAUCCGCAGAAAGACCCUUUUGAACAUGCCCCUACUGCCAAACUUGGACCUUAAGAAUGAUCCGUCGGAGCUGACGGAGCUGGUGCAGACUUACAAGCAGGAGGUGACGGAGGCAGCAUGUGAGCUCAUCUGUGACUGGGCAGAGAAGAUCCUGAAGCGCUCCUUUGACACCGUGGUGGAGAUUGCACGCUUCUUGGUUCAGGAGCACAUCGUGAACCCACGUUGCAGCCAGGCCGAACUGGUCACCUCCGCCACACUAGCUGGAGGCCCUGCAAAGCCCCACAAGGUGAUCAAGAAGACCUCUGCUGCACCCAGAGGGGGUGGUGCAGAUGGGGAGGGGAGUGGCCCUGAAAACAAGAAAGACAAAGACAGGGGGGAGCAGGCAUCGUCGGGUAAACCAACACCCUCUGAGAAGGGGGUUAAAGGAGGGGAGUCUGGGAGGUCAGGAGGUCGCGACCUACAGGUGGAGGCUGUGAUGAAGCGCUUCCCUCAGCUUCUACCGCGGUGCACAGACAAGGGUCCACUGCCAGUCUGCUCCUCACCUGCCACGCUGGCACCGAAGGACAUGAAGGUCACCCUUCCUAUCGCCAUGGCAACCCUGCCCCAGCAGCAAGGUGCCACACUCCCAUUCAUGAUCCUGCCCUCAAAUAUGAGCCUGUCUUACUCAGAGAGGGAAAGGGCUACAACAGUCACAGCUGCCCCAGCAUCCACUGCCCCGGGGCCACUACAACGGCACCGGGCUACCCCAAAAAGGGCCCCAGAACUGGUGGUGGGUGACGGGGUCACGGGUCCCGGGGGUGCACCACCCAAGAGAAAGCGCGGGCGGCCCAGGAAACCUCGGCCAGAGGAUGCAGCUCCAGCUGCCACUACUGUCAGUGGAGGUGUCAUCCAGAAAGCCUUGCCUGCUUCUUCGGUCCCUUCCCAGCAUCCCCAGUCAGAGGUGAUGGAGAUUGUGAUCCAAGACCAGCAAGGGCACCUGUUGGGCACUUUACCCCCUGCACCCGACCCUCAGAUGGAUCUCAGCACAGAGGAGCCCAGCAGCGUGGUGGUGCAGUGCUACACCUCCGGGACCAGCAGGAGCAGUCCGUCCACGCAGGCCACACCCUACAACGUGCUGCUGUUCCAGGGACCCGCCCAGUCACUAAAGCCCCCUGUAGUCGCUGGCUGGGAGGCGGGCAGGGCCAACGUUGAGGUAAUCCAGAGGGCUCCUGUGGCCAGGGAAGGUAGGGCGCAGACUGAGGCACCGGCCUCUGCUCUUGAUGCCUUUCUGGAGAAGGAUGAGGUGGAGAUCACCCUCACCCCUGUUGACAGCUUGUCUGACUGCCCACAGCCUGGUGAAAGUGAGCAGACAAACACCCCAUAACCCUGGCGUGUGAUUUUUUACUCAAGACGACCCCUUCCCGUCCUCCUCCUCCUCCCACCCACCCACCCCAAAGAUGCCAGUGGAGAUUAAGAAGAGAACAUUGAGGGCUUCCAGGACCAGGUGGAGCAGCAGCCGCACGCUGUCUACUGUAGAGCAGACGUGGCUGUAUCCCAGCAAUCCCUUUGUUGAUUGAUUGGAAAUGUGUGAUUGGUGGCACCAGGAGCCAGUGGGAUGAAGCCAAACCACUAAUAAGUGGCAGCUGAUUCUGGACCCUCAGGCAGCUCUGUCCCUUGGGAACAAGAGGGGCAGUUGGGGCCUCUUGUUAGUAAUACUGCAUGUCUUCUUUUCUACGUAAAUGCAUUCUGUGUCCCUGUGUGCGUAUCUUUUUGCGUGUCUGUGAGUUCUCCUCGUGUAACAAGGGGUUACAUAUCUAUACGGGUUUGACUUCACGUGGGUUUGAGUGACGCCCUCAUCAGCAGGAGCAUACUGCUCCACUUUGUUUUUGGGUUUCUUAGAAGCAACAUGGUUUGGCCUCUGUUGUUUUGGGUUUCUUAGAAGCAACAUGGUUUGGCCUCUGUUGUCAUCACCUGACUUUUUCCAAAGGGAUUAUUCUUAUAAUUUUAAACUUUGUGUGAUUAGUCCCCCUGUGCUUUUGUCUGCUCAUUCUCAGUUCUAAUAUCCAGCCAGUUGGAACUCUUCUGUGGAAAUCAGCUUUACAACAUGAUAAAACUUGUCAUUUGUGAAAUUGCCAUCAGCUCAUUUUCAUGUAUUAACGGCAUGACUUUGAGUGCCCCGAGAAGGACAGGAGCAAUUUGGGCGGAUCGUGGUGAGUGUCGAGCUCAGCCUGAAAGGCAUGAACUGAUUUUAAAAAUGUUUGUCUGGGCAGUAUUUUAUUUUAAGUUAUUUUCUGUGUUUUGUCAGUUCUGCAGUGCUGUCUAGCGCACAUGUGUACCACAGGUGCUUCCUGUGUGUCUGGAGACCUGUCACACUCCCUGCCUUCGAUCUCUGUCUGCAGUGCUCUUCUUUCCUCAUUUCACAGAUGACUUGUUAAAAUUUAAGAACUAAAGUUAGGAGUGGAAAUCUCUAGGGGACAAAAACAAGAGCCAGCAGUAGCACUGCUGGAUUUCGACUGACAGCCCCCUUCCAUUAGAAGGUAAUGUACACAUCGGUGUAAACACCAAUCCAAUCAGAAUUGGCACUUUAAGCGUACAGCAGAUGCUGAGCACUUUAAUCUUCUCCUGCACUAAGGAGACCCUUCCAAUUAAAGGGUGCUUUACUCUGGCUCAGUUCACCAGGGUUGGAGUAUAUUAUCUAUGAAAGCAAAAAAAUAAGAAUUUAGACUUUGCUACUUUUUUUUAUUAUGCGGUCACGUUUGUUUGGCUGUGGUAUUUGCCUUCCUUGUGUUGUGGUGACCUUCCUGCACUGGUCUGGUUGUUUUUUUGCUGGAAACUCCAGAAAGAAUCAGAUAUGCAGAUUUUGAUAUUCAGAGUAAAACAUUCAGAUCUGAAUGGUCAUCCACAGGAUCAGUAGUCUGUCAUUCUGUAAGAUGCUGCAAAAUCUUGCAGAUAUUAAUCUGUGAAAUUUCUUUACUUGGCUGCAUGAUGGCAGUUUGAGUUGAAGCAGCACUGAGUGGGUAAGUCAGUUUAAAUGACAGUAUUUUACAUAUAUUUGAGGAAUAAAUAAUUAUCAUACUUUGUGUUUUAACUGAAUGCCUGAUUGAGAUGCACGACUCAGAGUCAUAUUUAAACUAGUAUUAAUCCUCUAUCCCGCGUGUGAGAUGGGAUGCACACGCUGGCAAAUUGUUAUUGAUAAGGGCUGGGUUGCAUUGACUUUCUGCGAUUCAUCGUACAUUUCUGUCCUUCUGCUUGUGUCUUGCACUUUAUUUUGUAACCAAUGAAAAAGAUAGUUCUUCAUUUCUAGUGGUGUGCACAUAAUAAAGCUUGGUUUGAUAAAAUAAUACAGCACCUUAUAUGUUGGUUGUACUAAAUUUAACUGGCUGUGCUGAUACCAAUUUGUUUUAAUUCUCGUACUUCUCAUUUCAGUUCGCUGUGACAGUAAAAUUGACCCUUGCUGUUGCAAACUAAAAAUGGAAAGAGUGACAGUGACUCUUAAUAUAUUUUCAUAACCCAACUGUGAUAAAUGUUGUGUAUAUAAAUUUGUGUGGAAGGCACAGUUUUUGUACAACUUUUUUUGCCUCAAGUAAACAUCAGCAGUCUUUCGUUACCUGUCUUAAUGAUCCUUUUUUAAUCAAUAAUGAUUUUCUACUGAUUUCACAUGGCCCC